This is a messenger RNA of Annulohypoxylon truncatum, 2183 nucleotides long. RefSeq names its product Nucleotidylyl transferase. Gene Ontology annotation, molecular function: pantoate-beta-alanine ligase activity. Bases 622 to 1746 code for a protein of 374 amino acids. The record is from RefSeq and is a predicted model, not a curated record. Lineage: Eukaryota; Fungi; Ascomycota; Sordariomycetes; Xylariales; Hypoxylaceae. The transcript has a single exon. Gene Ontology annotation, biological process: pantothenate biosynthetic process.
GUUAGAUGGUACCUUCUCUUAUUGGCAGAACUCGUAAUUGUCGCCCCGCAAAUAGCCAGGAUCGUGGAAUGGAAGCUCUAGCUUCGGCUCUAACCCCCUAACCCCCCGCUAACGUCAUGUCCAUAACCCUUCUCGAAGCAUUCGGUUUCAGGUCGUCAUGUCACGAAACAUUGCUUGAUUUACGUUUAUGAUUUACAACAUUUCUAGGGGCUUUACGUCCAAUCCCGAGAAGACCUACAGAAUAUCAAAAGCAGGGGGCUCUAUAGCUCCUCGGGAAUAAACCGCCUAGAAACUGGACGUACUUACAGUAAAUACAUAUGUCCUAGGUAUGUACCUCCUUAAGCUUAAACUAGUAAGCUCCGCUAGCGAAAGGUAAUCGGUGGGGGAUCUUAUCCGUUUGCUUAUCGUAGCUUACCUACGUACAUAUUUUUCUUAAGAGCUUCACAAAUUCCAACCGAUCCGGCCUCAGAUGUCCGCAGCAGAAACCAUCACGAUUUCCACAGCGUUCGCUUCAAUUUCCCAUUGAGCCACUGCGAUGGCUCGUGAUGUUUCCAUAAUUGCCUCAUCUCGUCCUCCGUAACAUUCGUUACCAUAUUUCCUAUUUGGAAUAUCUCGUUAAUCAUGUUGGCACUCUCUAUUCGCGGCUUCGCAGGCUCGCGUGCUCUUAAUAGACCCUUCAUCCGAACCAUAGCCUCGGCUCGUCAUAAAUCAUUCGAAACCAUUCCAUCUUCGCCAAUUCGAAUAUUGCGAUCGGUUGAAUCAGUCAGAAGAUGGAGGAGGCCCCAGUACCUCGACCAUAGGAUUGUUGGCCUGGUCCCCACUAUGGGAGCUCUGCACGAAGGUCAUCUUUCUUUAAUUCGCUCCGCGGCCCGCGAAAGCCACCACGUCGUCGUCAGCAUAUACGUAAAUCCGGCACAAUUUGGUAUCAAGGAGGAUUUGGCUUCUUAUCCCGUGACUUGGGAGUCGGAUUGUAAGAUCUUGGCUGAACUGGACCGUGAGUUGGCCGACGAUGGUGGUAAUCUGGGCCGCAUCAGCGCUGUUUUUGCGCCAACAACCCCCGAGAUGUAUCCCUCCGGCUUUCCGGGCCAGGAGGUGGACUCGAAGGGAAGUUUUGUGGUCUUAACGCCAAUAAGUGAACUGCUUGAAGGUGGCACUCGACCAACGUUUUUCAGGGGUGUUGCCACUGUUUGUAUGAAACUAUUUAACAUCGUACAGCCUGAAAGGGUGUACUUUGGCCAGAAGGACGUUCAGCAGACGGUGGUCAUCCGGAAGAUGGUCAGAGACUUCAUGCUACCUACCGAAGUUGUUGUCGGCCCUACUGUUCGGGAGUCUGACGGUCUUGCUUUAAGCUCGCGGAAUGUCUACCUUGGCGAGAGGCGACGCAAAGUUGCUACAGUAUUAUAUCAUUCACUGAAAGCUGCCGAGUCUCAGUAUUUGGACGGAAAUUUGGAUCGGGAAUCGAUCCUGAAAGCUGCCAAUUCUAUAGCUACGAAUUUUUUAAACGAGCAAGCAGCCUUGUCUCCCGAAAGGAGGGUAAGGUACGAGAUAGACUAUAUCUCGCUUGCAGAUCCUUUAACGAUGGAGGAACUAACUAAGGUUGAUCCGGAAAAGGGCGGCAUCCUAAGCGGUGCGGUGAAGAUGCUGCCUGUUGAAUCGCCGCAGCCAGGCGAAGACUUAGGACAUAGCGGAGGGCCAGCAGUCCGCCUCAUAGACAACAUUGUCUUGAAGCCUUCUGCAAAAGUCUAGAUUAGACAAUGCUUGAAAAUACCCAAGAAGUUCAAUUAUUACCAAAGAAGCAAUCCUCAAAAUAUGCCCUCGUUUCAACUCGGCAGAGUUAUAUCAUACUCGAGCCUUUUAAUAUUAACAUAUCUUCCAUUACUGCUGGCCUACCGCCCUGCUAAUGGGAUUGGCUAGGUAGAUCUAGCACUUUUACUCGGGACUUUCCCAUUCACCACCUGCUCAGCGCAAACUCCGAAACUUGAGCUACACGUACCUACGUAUAUACAUGGCAAAGCCAAAGGUAAUGUCCCAAAGACGGUAUCAUUAAAUUGUCUCCUUCGUCCGGCAGAGAUACAAAUCUCGUAGUUCUGCCAACUAAAGGAUUUCGCCGCGAUGCGUUGAUUCUCCACCUGCAGUCUUACGAUGAAUUUCCAAUGACGAUGUGCAGGAGUACUACUCUAUAU